Molecule: messenger RNA, 6442 nt
Organism: Clarias gariepinus (North African catfish)
Lineage: Eukaryota; Metazoa; Chordata; Actinopteri; Siluriformes; Clariidae
Gene: pigg
Product: phosphatidylinositol glycan anchor biosynthesis class G
Exons: 13
Coding region: 263-3187 (974 amino acids)
Biological process (GO): GPI anchor biosynthetic process
Cellular component (GO): endoplasmic reticulum membrane
Source: RefSeq, a predicted model, not a curated record
CCCAACUGGUUUGAAAGUCCGGUUAUUCAUUUAGGAAUGCAGUGUUGAUUACUGCAUCGGGACCAGGGUCCUGUGCUCCGCUCACUCGUCUUACCGACGCUUUAAAAUCAAGCUGUGGAGUUGUUGAAGAUUAGCAUUGCUUGCGUACGUUGCUUUAUGACUUUAGUCGCGGAUUAAGGUCAGUGAAGUAGAGUAAACAGAUUGCUUAGAAAACAAGUAACCAAGACUAAAAUCAAGACACCAACAACACCCGUCCAUCAACAUGAAGCUGAGUUCCUCUGUGUUUGCUGCGUUCUGUCUCAUUACUGAGUUAGUCGGCAUUGCCCUUUUCUUAAGGGGUUUUUUCCCAGUUCCAGUCAAGUCUUUUUUAUCAUCAAAGAGCAAAUUAUCGGAUCUGCCAGCAGAACCUGUAGUAGGAAGUAGCCCAAACUCAACCAAAGUGCCUCCUCCACUAUACAACAAAGUGGUCAUUGUGUUGAUAGAUGCUUUAAGGGACGACUUUGUCUACGGGGCCAGUGGGAAGAGGUUCAUGCCCUACACCAGGAACCUAGUAGAGAGUGGAUCAUCUUAUAGCUUCAUUGCUAAAGCCAGACCUCCUACCGUCACCAUGCCCAGAAUCAAGGCUCUGACUACAGGCAGUAUUCCCGGCUUUAUCGACGUGGUAAUGAACCUGAACUCCCAGGCUCUCUUGGAGGACAACCUUCUCUGGCAGGCCAAGAACUCCGGCAAAAGGAUCAUUUUCUAUGGUGACGACACUUGGGUGCGGCUCUUCCCCAAGCACUUCGUAGAGUACGAUGGCACGACAUCUUUCUUCGUCUCGGACUACACUGAGGUGGACAACAACGUGACACGUCAUCUAGACAGCACACUAAAGAGAGAUGACUGGGACAUGUUGAUCUUGCAUUAUCUGGGACUGGACCACAUAGGACACAUCAGUGGACCACACAGCUCUCUAAUCGGGCCCAAACUCCUCGAGAUGGAUGAUAUCAUCAAGAAAAUCCACCUCUCCCUUAUCUCGACGCAGGAGGCCGAGGGCACGCUGCCUAAUUUGCUUGUGCUGUGUGGUGAUCACGGCAUGUCUGAGACGGGCAGCCACGGAGGAUCUUCAGAGCCGGAAGUCAACACUCCACUAGUCCUUAUCAGCCCCGCCUUCCCAAAGAAAGGGGGCAUGGGUGAGCCAGCUGUAGUGGAGCAGGUGGAUUUGACCCCUACACUUGCACUGGCUCUAGCACUGCCCAUCUCGCAGAACAGUGUGGGGCGCAUGAUUCCGGCUGUGUUCGAAAAAGCUCCGCUCAGAGAGCAGCUCCGUUACCUUCAUCUCAAUGGCCAUCAGCUUAGCAACCUACUGCGGGACAGCAACCCCAGCUUCCAUAAGGAGGAUGGGUACGAGCAGUUUCGGGUGGCAGAAAAAGCCCACGGAAGCUGGAUGAAGCUAUAUGUUGAGGGAAACACAUCUGAGGUGCUGAGCAACAUGGCAAAAAAAGUGCUCAAGCAGUACAUGAAGGCUCUGCAAGCCAUGAGCGUAGCCCUCAGUAAGCAGCUGGGCAAAUACGACAUAUACUCCAUGAUGGUGGGCAUGAGCCUCAUAGUGCAGAUUCUGGUGCUGCUGCUGUUGGCCAUGCCAGAGGCUCUAAGCGGUGCUGCAUUUGUGGACAUUCCCCUGACAGCCACCUUCCUCGCUCUACCCUUCUACCUUCUCAUCCUGCUGGGUUCUGCUGUCCAUGUGCUGGUGUGUACUUCGUCUGAGGCCUCAUGCUACUUCUGCUCACUGCCCUGGCUCCUGGUCUUUGCUGCCAUCAUCUUCUCUUCAGCACUCUUUUGUUCUUUGGUGGCCAUGGCAGCCAGACGUGCACGCAAAGUUGAUAACAAGCAGCCCAAGAUCUCUUCCUCAGAGUGGACUCUGUCUGAACUGGACGUCCUGCUCCUGAUUGGAACCAUCGGCCACACUUUUAGCUUAGCCUCCAGUAGCUUUGUGGAAGAGGAGCACCAGACAUGGUAUUUCCUGCUCAACACGCUUUGCCUGGCUGUCUUCCAAGAUGUCUGCAGGAAGUACUUCAGGGAAAAGCGACGCCAAGCCGGGGACGAGGAGGAAAGUAUUCUCUUGCCUUCUACCAUGGAGGAAACGGCUGCAUCUUUCUCUCCGGUGGCUGAGCUGGGGGUCAGCGCGGACUCUGAGAAGUGGUUCGCCCUGGCCACGCCGCUCCUCACUCUGGCAUGCUGUCGAAUGCUUAGGUCACUAAACCAGACCGGAGUGCAGUGGGCACAUCUUCCUGACCUGAGCCACUGGCUUAACAGUGGAGAUCAUAAGGUCUUCCUGUCUCUGCUAUCUGUACUUUCUCUGCUGCUGAUUUUCCUGCUGGUUCAGCGACACUGUUCAACGGUUUCUAAGAUCGCCCUGGCCCUUGGUCUGCUUGGAGUUUACAGCUACCGCGCUGCCAUCGGCAGCGUCCUGUUCCCCUGGCAACACUCAGCCCAACCAGUGUCAACGGGAACAGGUGAGGCGCACUUCGUCUAUGUCUUCGUCCUUGGGAUUCUUUUUACUGGCGUGAAGGACUUGCUACGAUCUCAAGUGAUGUCAUCAGUGGCGGACGGGAGACGUUUGAAGAGUAUGGGAUUGUGGGAGGUGUACAGUGGCAUGGUGCUGCUUGUGGCACUGCUGUUCCGGGCUCAUAAUCUGCCCACGCUGGCAUGCUGCCUGCUCAUUCAGACCAUUAUGGCUCAGUUCAUCUGGAAGAGGCUGCACUAUGAUGCCGCCCAGACCACCAUUAUGCACUACUGGUUCGGACAGGCCUUCUUCUUUUUCCAGGGGAACUCCAAUAACAUAGCGACGGUGGAUAUCUCAGUGGGCUUUGUGGGACUGGAGAGCUAUGUGGAGGCUCCGGCUGUCUUCCUUACAGCGUUUAGCACCUAUGCAGGUCCGCUGCUCUGGGCCUGCCAUUUGGUGUGUUACCUCAGCUCAGAGAAAGACAGAACGGUGUCUCUCGGCCAUAGCAGCUACUGUUUCGCCCUGAUGCGCUCCAUCCCUGCUGUGUUCUACGUAGUGCUGGUCACUGCACUGCGCUACCAUCUCUUCAUCUGGAGCGUUUUUUCCCCUAAGCUUCUCUAUGAGGCUAUGCACACACUGGUCACGACAGCUGUGUGCGUCUUCUUCACCUUCAUGGAUCAGAAUCGAACACGUAGACCAUGAAACACCUGAGCAAAAGCUCUCACUUCCAUCCAGUCGAUAACUGAGAGGAGGAUCAGCCAAAUAUACGGAGGACAGGAUCUGAUGGAGAGGCUUGUCACAUGAAGAUAGGAGCUCACUAAGAUGAAAAAGAAGAUGAAGGAUGGGUGAAGGGAUGUUUCUGAUGUCACGCCAUUGCGACAGGAUGGGGAGGGUGGGGAGCAUGUGAAAAGACAGGGUGAUGAAUAAGAAGGGAGGGAAACUCCAUGUUGCAAAUUUAAACCAAUACGGGCUCAGUACUCAUCAGUUAGUUGCGAUCACAUACUAUAAAAUAUACACAAUUUUUCUUCCCUUUUAAUUUGAAUAUGUAGCACUUUGAGAUUUGUAAAAUAUAAAGUGCUUUAUAAAUAAAAUUUAUUAUUAUAAUUAUUAUUAUUAUUAUUAUUAUUAUUAUUAUUAUUAUUAUUAUUGUGUCUGGUUUGCUUUAGAGAAGAUAAAUAAGGUCUGUUUUUAAUUUGUUUUUGUUUUAAACAUUUAUAACGGUUGUUUUUUUUUAGGGAUAACAAAAAGCACACAACGCAGCUAAGCUAAGCACCAUUCAGUUACUCUAUUUAAAUAUAUAUAUAUAUAUAUUCAUCAGAAAGUAUAAAACAAUUUCUCCAAUUUAAAUUAAAAGUACUACAUUUAAAUACUUUAUAAAGAACUAUGACUUCAUAGCAGCUAUUUAAAUUAUAAAUGCUUCAAAUUUGCUAUUUGACAGUCUGUGUAGGUUCUGAAUUAUUUAUGCAAAGAUCCUUCAAUUGGCAUGUAGAUCAGAUUACUUACAGAUUAAAUAUGUUGUAUCUGGUUUAAUCUUAGUUUCAGAGUUCAGUCACUUCACUAAAUUGAACUUAACUUGUUCUUCAUCAAUUGCACAUACUCUUGUGUGCCCACAAACAGUACUGUAGUAUACUGUAGUAUCUCAUUUCUGUUGACUAUGCUUGGCGAUGCUGCUCUGCACACUCAGGUCGGAUGCCCUCACGCUGCUUAAACGUCAUAAGAUGUUUUAUUAGGUUAAUGUAUUGUAGGAAGCUGCAUACAUAUAAGCAUGCAAGUAAUGGUACUGGACCCAAAACACAUUGUGUUGAUGCAUCCCUUUUUUUCCUCAGGUAUUUAAUUUUUCUCUCUAUCUUCAUUAUCAGACAGUUUAAUUAUUAUUUUUUUAUUCUGAUUAUUUUCUGUCUAUUAAUGGGGAUGGGUAACUGAUCUUUUUUUAGCUGUUUUUAUUUAUUCCUUUUUUUUUUUUUUUAAUGGAAAAGUCAUACUGGACCCUCUAUUCAAACACUGCCCGGCCGAAGUUAUUUUUGACCGUCAUUAGCUUUGAUUACGCCACCCUAUGUUGUGGCCAGGUCAUGUGUGAAAAUGAUUCCUUAUGCUCCCAAAAUUACUCACACAAUUUGAGUCCUGGAAUAUUCUUGUGCCAUCAGAGAAGAAAGAGUCCAUUGGUGUGAUAACCUGGUCAUUUAGUACAUUCAGAUCAUCAGCUGGUUUCAUUUUAACACCACAUACCAUCACUUCAUGCACUUCCCUUCUGGUCCUGAUGCGGCUAUCACUCUUGUUUAGAGUCAGUCGUGACUCAUUAGCCCAUGUGAGACCAAUCUUUAUGUUCCCUAGUAAAUGUAAGCCUUUCUACUAAUUAGUCUCACGAACAAGUGGAUUUUGUAUGGCCACACAGCUGAUCUGUGUUGUUUGUAUGAAAGUGCUCUUGUUAUCACUAUUAAAUAUAGCUGUCAUUUCUACUGUUGAUUUUUUUUUUAACUAUGCAACUUUAAUUUCUACUGGAUUUUAUAAUUAGUUUACAUUUAACCUUGAAGCGCUUACAUGUAGUUUCUGAUAACGCAUUCCUUUUCCUGACCUUACUACAGGCCUGCCGAUAGGCAUCAGUGGCAGGACAGUGUGUGAGGACCCUCACUCUGCUUAUCAGCUCUUUUCAGUAGCUGAGAGGUUGAUUUUCUAAUCGACUGCCCUGCCAAAUGGGCUGAACUCUCCCAGGAAUUGGGGAGCGGAACAUACACACACAUAUACACACACUGUAAGUGACUUUUAGUUUCCCGUAUGACUUGUAGGAGUCUGCCGGUUUAGAGGGUAAUGAGUUUAGGGGCUAAGUUUAAAUGCUUUAAGACUGCAAGGUGUGAUAUGGAUGAGAUAAGAUCAAUGGGAAUGCUCAUUUAUAUCCUAAAAACCAUAUCAAAUUCCGUUAGCCCUUCCAGAACCCACGAAACAAGCUCAAAAGCUCUUCUCAUCAAUAUCACACCUUGUAGUCGUGUAUGAAAGCAGCCAACACAAAAUAAACCAAUCUGUUGGCUGCUUGAAGGUAAUUGUCAUUUACAAAUGAGCCAACAAAUACAAUUUGUGAUUGUUGACACUUCAUAGUGGCUGAAAAACAGUUCUGGCUAAAACUGAAAACUAUUCUUCAAUCUAUCAUACAGUGAUGUCCACGAAUUAUUAGACAUUGACACGUUAUUCUCAUUUUAGUGUCUCAUUAUUUUAUUUUAUUUACCUGCAGUUAAGCAGAUUAAAGGUCUAAAGUGUGGCAGUUGCAUUUGGAAUUUUGUCAAAUAGGAUCCAUUCAUUGGUUCAUCGGUCCGACUAGAUUGAGGACAGAUGAGACUUAAUACAGUUUGUACCAGCGUGAUGGAAGGAGUGGAGUAUGGCAAAGUAACUGCUCAUAGUCCAAAACCUACUACUUCAUGCUAUGACAUGAACAUACUGUACUGUAUAUGCCUGCCAGUUCCCAUCUAUUUACUGAUAAUGUGACUGCUGGCAAAAAGCUAAAGGAUUAAUUUAAUUCUGUGUAGGGCUUAGAUUCUCCGCUUUGUAAGUAAAGCAUGUCUGUUGUACUGUAAGUCAAAGAAGGGGAAUGUUGUGCAAUAGCCAGGUCAAUCACCAAACCUAAAUCUAACUGAGCAUGCAUGCCAAAUACUAAGGGCUAAACACUGCAAUAACAAAUAAAAACCAAAGACAGCUGCAGUAAAGGUCUGGCAGAGCAUCAUCGGGGAUGAAACCCAGCAUAUACACCCUAAUCUGAUGGAUUAUAUACUUUAAGCAGGCCCGGGUUCAACAUCAAGGCACAAAUAAUAAGGUUUAUAAUUUCUACACUCUUUACAUGAUUUGGAUUUAAAUGCACUUAAACUAAAGUUGAAAAGCUUUACUUAGAGGUAAUAUUUAAGUCUCACAGCAUUAAUUAAUUUCAUUAAUUAAUUAAUUUUUAAUAAAAGUUUAAUAUACUGUGGUUAAUAA